Scomber japonicus (chub mackerel) is the source of this 1322-nucleotide messenger RNA. RefSeq names its product cysteine and glycine-rich protein 1b (gene csrp1b). Gene Ontology annotation, biological process: muscle tissue development; sarcomere organization. Gene Ontology annotation, molecular function: structural constituent of muscle; actinin binding. Bases 117 to 695 code for a protein of 192 amino acids. Gene Ontology annotation, cellular component: cytoplasm; nucleus; Z disc. The transcript has 6 exons. The record is from RefSeq and is a predicted model, not a curated record. NCBI's taxonomy places the organism in Eukaryota, Metazoa, Chordata, Actinopteri, Scombriformes, Scombridae.
GUCCACUCGGACUCCCUCUACUUCUCCUCAUCAGACCAGUGUCUCUUCUCAACUCAGUCGUCUCUUACCAUCACUCAACAACCAGCGAGAGGAGCCACCUUUCCCCUCAGUGCAGGAUGCCUUUUGGAGGAGGAAACAAGUGUGGCUGCUGCCAGAAAACUGUCUACUUCGCUGAGGAAGUUCAGUGUGAGGGGAAGAGCUGGCAUAAAUCCUGUUUUCUGUGCAUGGUCUGUAAGAAGAACUUAGACAGCACAACAGUGGCUGUUCAUGUGGAUGAGAUCUACUGCAAAUCAUGCUAUGGCAAGAAAUAUGGGCCAAAAGGCUACGGCUUCGGAGGUGGAGCCGGCACUCUGAGUAUGGAUACAGGAGAAGGACUUGGAAUCAGGCCUGAAGUACAAGCUCCUCAUCGCCCUACAAAUAACCCCAACGCCUCCCCGUUUGCCCAGAAAGCAGGGGGCUCAGAUGUGUGUCCCCGAUGUGGCAGAACAGUGUACGCAGCUGAGAAGGUUAUCGGCGGAGGCAAUCCCUGGCAUAAGGGCUGCUUUCGUUGUGCCAAGUGUGGCAAAGGACUGGAGUCCACAACUGUUGCCGAUAGAGACGGAGAGAUCUACUGUAAAGGUUGUUAUGCAAAGAACUUUGGUCCCAAGGGAUUUGGCUUUGGUCAGGGUGCAGGAGCUCUGGCUCAUUCCCAGUAAAGCCUGAAGCUUCAGCCCACCUGGGGCUGACAUCUGGUACUCUGAUACCAUCGCUUCUAGGAUCCUUCCGUCAAUAAUCAAGGAUAUUUCACUCUGCCCUUUCACUCUAGCUACAGGCAAAAGAGGAAUGAGAGCUGCACACAGCUUUUUGCACAUGUUCACCAAUUACAUUUUGCUUCAUAUGUUGCAUUAGACUUUGGUGUAUAAUUUUCCAGGUAAAGCAAUGCUAAUCAUUUAAAAAACACAAUGAAUUCUAACUCUGGAUGUGCACAUCCUUUGUCUAUAAACUGACAAAUUAACAGCAAUUGGACUCCAUUACUAGAGGAAGAAAGACUGAACAACUUAAACAUUGUGGUUGCAAUAAGAGAUUCUCUGUAAUACAAGACUGAGACAAAUGUUGAGAAUGAUAAACAUCUGAAUCAGUUGGUGUCUGAGAAAGGAAACACAAUAACAUCAGCAUGUUUCACCACUGACAGCUGUGUCAAAACCAGCUAUAAAGAAGUCUCAGAUCAUGUUUCAGUGCACUCAAGAUAAAGCCUUCCUUUCUGCCUCACAUGUCAAAUGGUGUAAAUACUGUCUUGAAAUAUGUUUUAUUGCUGAGACGCAAAAAUAAAUAUAUUGCAUGUA